Molecule: messenger RNA, 2160 nt
Organism: Bombina bombina (fire-bellied toad)
Lineage: Eukaryota; Metazoa; Chordata; Amphibia; Anura; Bombinatoridae
Gene: PEF1
Product: penta-EF-hand domain containing 1
Exons: 5
Coding region: 70-921 (283 amino acids)
Biological process (GO): COPII vesicle coat assembly
Molecular function (GO): calcium ion binding
Source: RefSeq, a predicted model, not a curated record
CACUGGUUGACAUGCGCUUUAGAAUUGACCAAUAGGCUGUACCCUGUAGUGCUGACGUCAAAACGAGAGAUGGCGAGCUAUCAGUACGGGCAGGGUUAUGCUGGAUCUGCAGGACAGCCUCCAGGAGCUCCACAAGGAGGCUACUACUCAGGACCUCAGUAUGGUGGGUCAGGACACCCUGGAAACAGUUAUGGUGCUCCAGCUCCGGGUGCGCCUUAUGGGACCCCUAACUCAGGUGGGGCCUAUGGAUAUUCGGCACCAGGUGGGGCGGCACCAGGAGCUCCUGGUGGACCAUAUGGGGGUCAAGCCCCUGGAGGACCUUAUGGGGGACAAGGACAAAACCCUUAUGGGAGACCACAGCCUGGCCAGUAUGGACAUGGAGCACCAGCUGGGAACAUCCCACCGGGUGUAGAUCCAGAAGCAUACACCUGGUUUCAGACGGUUGACACAGAUCACAGUGGUUACAUCACCCUAAAGGAACUGAAGCAAGCAUUAGUUAACACCAAUUGGUCAUCAUUUAAUGAUGAGACCUGUACUAUGAUGAUGAACAUGUUUGAUAAGACCAGUUCUGGAAGGAUAGAUUUGUUUGGUUUUUCUGCUCUCUGGAGCUUCAUUCAGCAGUGGAGAAACCUGUUCCAACAAUACGACCGCGAUCGCUCUGGCUGCAUCAACCAAGGAGAAUUACACCAAGCUCUUUCCCAGAUGGGGUAUAACCUCAGCCCCCAGUUCAUACAGAUUGCAAUGUCCCGUUAUGCCCAGCGAUCUGCAAAUCCAACCUUACAACUUGAUCGGUUCAUACAAAUCUGUACGCAACUUCAGAGUAUGACUGAGGCCUUCCGGGAGAAGGAUACAAGCCGGACAGGCAGUGUCAGACUUAGCUAUGAAGAUUUCCUCUCUAUGACUGCAACACGUCUCAUAUGACAUCAGAAUAAGGAGGCACAUUUACAUUAAAACCUGCUCACAGUACCCUUCCAAGCACUUAUUACUGUAUUGCUAAUAGAACACUAGUUCUCAGUAAGGAGGAAGUGUGGAGUAAUGGUUACAUCUUGUCAUUUUUAUACAAACCUUGAAAUGUGUUGCAUACAGUCUCUACAGGUUAAUCUGUAACAAUUUUUAUAAAUGAAAGGUACAAUCUAAAUAUUUAUUACAUCUCAAGGCUUAAAUUGUACAAAUUUUCCAUUGCUAUCCAAAUAGUAUCCACUAGGGGGAGAUAUAUACCCACCAAAGUUCUCCUACCUGAUUAAAAGUUCUUGCAAUCCUUCUGUAUGAGUGUGCCUUUUGGCAUUUCCUGGCACACAUCCUUAAAAUAUACAUUUAUACAGUGUGUGUGUCUGUGUGUGUGUAUGUAUAUGUAUAUAUGUGUGUAUGUGUAUAUAUAUAUAUAUAUAUAUAUAUAUAUAUAUAUAUAUAUAUAUAUAUAUAUAAAAAUAUAAAUAAAAACUGUAUGUGUGUGUGUGUGUGUGUAGUUCUGGGGUCCAAGCACUCACUGUAAGUGUGUAUUGCCUGGGUGCACUCUAUGGUAGAUAGGUACAAACUUCAAGGAAAGAAGAGGCACUAACAGGACUUGGUUACCAUAAAUUUUAUUAGUUUUUCAUCAAUUCAUCAACGUUUCGGUCCUCACAGGGACCUUUGUCAACACUGUUUCUCAAUACAAGCGUGUUUGAUGUGUUCACCGUUGAAGUCGUGACAAAGGUCCCUGUGAGGACCGAAACGUUGACUGAACCCUUAUUGAUGAAAAACCAAUAAAAUUUAUGGUAACCAAGUCCUGUGAUAUAUGUAUGUGUGUGAGCAUGAAUGUUUGAUCAUAACACAAAUUUGCUUGUUGGUUAAUAUUAAUUCUCCAAAAUUAGCCAUUAAUUAGUGUAUUGCAUUUUAGCUGAAUACUGUUAAGAUUACCCCAGUAUCCCUUCAGUGAGAUCAUGUAUUACACUUGUACAUAAAAUCUUUUUUUUUAUUUUUAGAAAACGUGCUCUAAGCUUCUUGUGCCAUAUAUAUCUAGUUUACUUUUUUUUUUUUGACUGACUUGCAUAAAAUGUUUUUAAGUAAUGUACAGAUGCUUUAAAUCCACUGCGUUUGUAAGGGCCAAACUUUGUAAGAAUUCCCCACAUUGCAGGGAGCUUUGCCUGAAUAAAUGGUUUAUACAGACAAUAUAUUAAAUCA